AUGUCCAACGCCGCCGCCCGGACAUCCUGGAACGCUCUUAUCAGGACCCAUCAUAUCACUUCUCGCAWGAAGGUCACCAAGUUACGCCAAGCUGCGAGUAAUGACAAUGUCUUCGCUCUGCUGCGAAGUGGAGGAUCACCUGGCAUCAUGUAUGUUGAGGGAGGAAAAGCUGAAGUAGAGAACUGGGUGGCCGCCGUUCAGAGAUUGCGAUACAAAGACUUUCAGCUCGCUGCUCGUCCUGCAGCAAUUGAAGUUGAAAGCGCCAUUAGUACCACUGCCGAUCAAACUUCCACUGGGCUGUUCGAGACUGAGUCUGUUAAGGAUUUCGCUGCCCAAAUGGAAAAGCGCCGUGUCCUGGACUGGUGGAGAAAGGCAAUGGGCUACUCCGGUAGUGAGGAUCGCUUGUAG
Molecule: messenger RNA, 408 nt
Organism: Ramularia collo-cygni
Lineage: Eukaryota; Fungi; Ascomycota; Dothideomycetes; Mycosphaerellales; Mycosphaerellaceae
Exons: 2
Coding region: 1-408 (135 amino acids)
Source: RefSeq, a predicted model, not a curated record